This is a messenger RNA of Nothobranchius furzeri (turquoise killifish), 6149 nucleotides long. The record is from RefSeq and is a predicted model, not a curated record. Lineage: Eukaryota; Metazoa; Chordata; Actinopteri; Cyprinodontiformes; Nothobranchiidae.
UGCUUUUAACUUGUGUUUUUCGGUUGUUGACGGGUGUCUGGCGCUUGACAACAGGUGAAACGUGGAUCUCUGUGGACUUUCAGGGGGAGUUGAAACGUGAUGGGAGCACGGUGACAGAAAGAAAAUGCAGACGGUGUCUUUGGAGGAGGAUGGGACGUCCCCCUGUGCUUCUGUUUUCUGAAAGAGGAAAACUUCAAUCACUUGACUACAUUGUCUUCAUCGGCUGCUGUAGUGUCUUAUGAAACCUCUGGAGGCGUGAUCUGAUUGGUCCUUGAAACCUGUGAGAAGACCUAACAGCCAAUCAAGAGUCCAGCUUUCGGCUCCUCUGCAGUGAUUUCUGCUUCACACUGGACUCAACACAACCCGGUGGAGAGGGGAGAUCUCCGUUCACUGCAGCUGGAUUGGGAUUUUACCUAAAGAGCUAGCUGCUGUUGACGGCGUCACUUCCUUCUCCGUUUAUCCGCUGGCAGUAGGAGACGGUGUCGCCGUCUACUGCCCAUGCUCUCCUCGCCGAUGACACAGUCUCACGUUGAUCACCAAUAUGGAGGUGCCCUGGAAGCUCCCACACAUCAUACUUCCCAAACCAGCUUCAUCCUCUAUGCGUCCCCAAGGAGCAGUAAGGAGGGGUGCUAUUAAAAGCACACUGAAAGAGGAACUUCAAGAGAAGUCCGAUGGCUCAUCAGAGAAGGGCGAUGAGGUAGGAGAGGAGAAGCUCAGCCCAGAGGAAGAAAGUGCGUCGGAGCCUGUUAAUCUAGAAGUUAUAGGAACGAACACCGGUCCAACAAUGUUCAGGCUUCCCUCACAAGACAGUUUGUCAGGGGAAAACACCGUUUCAGAGGAGAUGCUGGCAGAGGAGGCCAGGAAGAAGAGUAAAGAGGAGGAAGCAGCAGCUAAGGAGAGGGCUGCUCAAAGACAGCAGCUGGCCAUAGAAGAGCUCGUCCAGUCUGAGAGGAAUUACCUCCGAAUGCUGCAAAUAUGUUCAGUGGAUAUCAGGAGCAGCCUGCAGCAGCUUCAGCCUCCUCUAGCCAACCUGGACAGGCUGUUUCUUUACAUCGAGGAUGUGAUGGAGGUGUCGAGCCGUCUCCUCAGCCUUUUGGACCGGAGGCCAUCCGGAGAACCUCAGUUUUUACAAACCCUCUGUGAUUCAUUCCUCAGCCUCUCUUCAGACAUCGAAGCAGCCUAUAAGGAAUACUUGGCUUACUACAAUCAGAUCUCCAUAGUGGAGAACAGCUACAAGCAGAAAGAGGCUCUUUGGAAUGAGAUUGUUAGAAUCAUUAAGGCCUCAGCGCCUGAGGUCAACGCCUCGUCUCUGAGUUUCUUCUUGGUGAUGCCGGUGCAGCGAAUUGCCAGAUAUCCUCUCCUCUUGCAGACCAUCCAAAAACACACUGACACCUCUCACCCCGCCUUCAAGCUGCUGGAGAAGACUGCUCUCACCUCCAUCGCCUUAAACUGUCGCAUCAAUGAAUACAAACGCUUCAGAGAAGUUGCUGACAAAUACAAGAAGACAGAAACUCUGACCAUUAAGGACAAGAUCAACCGCCUCAACCCCCAUAGCAUUGCCAAGAAGACGGCACGUUUCAGCCAGCAGCUAAAGCACGAGACUGGAAUUAAACCAAAGCUUGUAGAUGAAGAGUUUGAUGCUUUUGAGGGUUUCUUUAACAUUCUUGAGCACGGGAUCCUGGUGCUGCUGGAGAACGUGGAGACGUAUCUACUUCACCUACAGAGAUUCCUGGACUGCAGGACAGAAGAGUUUGACCUUGACAUGGAUGGAGAGAAGUCACCCAUUUGUUACAAAGAGAUCACCACAGCACUCAGACAGUGGAUUCUCCCAACAUUUGAGAAACGUAUGAGGACUUUGAUUCACAAGCCGCUGUGCGCUCUCCGCGACCUCCUGGUGGGGCCGAGGAACCUGAUCAGAAAGAGGCUCGACAAGCUGCUUGAUUAUGAAAUGAUAGAGUCCAAAUCCACUCUGAGUUAUGACGAGCAGGCUGUAGCCAACACCUACAGGACAAUCAACACUUUGCUGCUGAACGAACUUCCUCGCUUUAACGGUCUGGCUCUGCAGAUGAUCUGGAGCAUGUUGGGGACAUUCAGCUGCAUGCAUAAAGACCUCGCUGCAGACAUGGAGCAGCUGUUUCAGAGCUUUGCACAACAGCUCCCUCACAGCCAUCUCCACCCAAGUGCAUUCUGGGAGUGGGCAGAGUCUGCAGUUCUUGAAAGUGCCAAGAAGUUGCAGACUGUGUGUCAAAAUGUGGAGGACACACUCAAUGCUCCAGUCGUCCAGCCUUUGAGCCCAUCGUCUCAGCGCCGUUUGAAGCAGCUCACAGAUAAACAUGGGUCUGGUAAGAUCUACCAGGUGGCGAGCACAGUGGUGGGCAGCCGGGACCUGGACCUGAACCUGGCUAGAGGGGAGCUGGUGGCCAUCCUCAGCGAGGCUGACACACGAGGAGACAAGCGGAGAUGGCUGGUUGAUGCUGGAGGCAGAAGAGGCUACGCUCCUUCCUCAAAGCUUAUUCGCUAUCACCAAGCGAUGGAGGACCCGCCCCCUUCGCCACACCUGAUCGUUCCGUUAGACGUGACUGGAAAGAGAAGACAUUCCUACACCCCAGAAAGCCAGCCUAUGCCUAUGCGAGUCGUGAGGCAGCCUUACUUCCAGGUGAUAGCUGCCUAUGACUUCACUGCAAGGGGAAACCAUGAAGUCUCCCUUCGGGUCGGUGAACCGGUUUGUGUUCUGGAGCCUUAUGACAAACGGGGGAACCGAGAAUGGAGCCUGGUGGAGGCCAUAAGUGGUCAAAGAGGCUACGUACCCUCCAAUUACCUCUCCAUGAAGCCUGUCGAGGCAAGGCCACCUGGCUUCGUCUUCUGAUAGGAGGGGGCACAGGAGCAAGUAAACAAAAACAGUGAUAUGUUAUAUUAUAUAUAAUAUAUUAUAUUAUUUGCUUAUAGUGCUGCAGCUGCCAAAUGAACAACAGCAUACAUGUAGAUUUUGACCUUUUUUCAUGUCAAAACCUAAUUUCAACUAGAUAUCAGUGCAAAUAUGUGGUGGCUGCCUUGUUGUUAGUUUGAACCCAGCUGGAACAUUUUGAAACCAAUCUUCACUGCCUCGUUAACGGUGAUUCUUGUGCAAACAGGUGCAUUGAACAUUUAAAAUCCUUGGAGAAAUUGAUUUAAACCUUUUGGUCAGGUCUCACACCUUUUCUACAAACAUUAGAAAUAUGUUAUUUGAACUUGUUAAUGAAAUAUUUACAGCAGUAAAUAUUCACUAGAAGUUAAACAGUGCAAUGAAGUUUAAAGUAAAUUAGUUUAUUCCUCUUUUAUGCACCUGCUUUCAGAAAUAGAUGUUGAUAGUUCUUGUUUUUAUUAUGUUACAUGGAAGCUGCCUGCUGACUGAACGUCAUGUGCUCUGGUUAAACAUCAGCCAUAAUGUGUGCAAUAGGAAGUGUUUGAGGUGUUGCUACAUAUUUGUGAUGCAUUACCUUUUUUUAAGACUUUAGCUCAACAUAACCAUUGUCUUAUUUUUGAUAUAUGUGACACACUGGAUAACAUGAAGGUCACAUUGUGUCGUUUGACCCGUAGACUCUAAAGGAAGCAUAGCAAUCUGCUUUUGUUAUUUGAAGGAUAAUCUUGAAGGUGUUGUGCAUGUUCUAUAAAGUGCCAUAGGAUAGCUCAGGAUGCUCAUCUGAGCUGAAUGUAAGGAGAAAAUUGUUCAGAUAAUCUUGACUUAUUUCCCACGAUCCUCAGCGGGAAAGAAGGACACGGGGAAAAGAGAUGGGAUGUUCUCAUUAGAGGGUUUCUGUGUUAGUGGGAUAAAUACAGCAGUGAGACACAGAAAGUAAAGGGUGUGUGUAACCUCUUAUAUGAAACUGUGCUGACAGGUGCUUAUGUGUGUGUGUCGUCUGCUCCUCCACCUGGAAGCAGCAGCAUCAGCGCUGUAUAGAGACUGACUGGGACACAGCACUGUCAUCAUUGCAGUCUCCGUAAUGUGAUGUAAAAUAUCUCAAGGGCUAAAGAGAAGGAGCAGGGACGUAAAAAACAAAGUGAAGUAGAAAUGCUUUCUGAGAGGAGGACUGAUGGAGGUUGAUAGUGUUUUCACCGUUUCAACCCUCGUUACAUUAGAAAGCUGAUUCCUCCGUUGCAUGUUUCACUUAACAAGGUGUAAAUUAUCUGUAUGAAAUGGACCAGACAGGAUGGAGGCGAGUCAGGCGACCUACUUCUGUGUUCAUAUGCACCUAAUAAUAGUUGUUGCCAUGGAUACGGUUCAAUCAAUGCAGACAAUGUCUCUGUAGCUUUUUCUUCAAGUUGACUGGACCCCUGAAAAUAUUCUCCCACAGCAGCAUAAUAGAUCAGUUCAGCUCAACUCAACAAAAAUUACGAAACAUGCAUUAUUGCAGAAGAUGGUUUAAAUUACUAAAGUUUAAUGAAAUCAUCAACCUGAAAUGUUUUACACGUUAACAAACAGAGCCUAAAAGUAUUUAUGCACUCUGAAGACUUGAAAUGCUGAAUGAACUAAACCAAGUUAUGUCAUCUGGUUCCACUAAACCUAGUUUCCUAAAUGUUAAGAGUGAAAUACAUUUACUUUUAACCGAACAACAUAUAAGAAUGUAUAUUGCUCUUUUUAAGCAAUUAGGUUUGAUGGGGCCAUUUGACAUAGCAUGGUUAAUUCAACAAUCUGUUUUUUACAGUGUACUUGUGUUAUGGAAAGUGAAUUGGUAUGGAAGUAGAAUCACUUGUUUCUUAAGAUUGACAAUUUCCUUUUGCCUUAAAAAUUUUAAGUAAAAAAAAAUGUACAACACAAUCAGGCAAUUCCAGGCCUGGAGGGCCGGUAUCCAGCAUCUUUUACUCUGUUUCAACACACCUGAUUUUUUCAAUCAGCAGGUGAUUAAAUGACUUCUGCAGAGCCUGGUGAGCUGCUGCACAGGUGAUUCAACCACUAAAUCUAAUGUGUGGGAGCAGAUAAACAACUAAAACGUGCUGUAUACCGGCCCUCCAGGACUGGAAGUGGACAUCCAUACUAUCGUUGCUGUAGUGCUACAGCUAUAAACCAGCAUUACAAUGACAUCAUGUGGACUUUUCCCACAACUAAGUCUUCAUCAACCAUUUAGAUGAAACGUAUUUGAGCUCAUUCCGUAGCGUCUCAAACUACUUUGGUUUUAUGCCGUUUCUGCUGCGGAUGUGGACCAGAGGGGAGGAGGGUCAGACUCCGAGCUGCUCAGCUGGAGUUCAGCUCUUCCCAUCAGUCUGAAUGUCAGAAAGCAGCAGAGCAACAGGAGGCGCGGAGGGAGCAUGUGCAAUAACACUUACAAAACACCACAAUAGCAAAUGUCCUAGAGGUUCAGAGGGAAUAACUGGAAAAUGCCUCAACCUGAGAACAUUUUACCCCUUCUUACCUCUUCAGAGGCCCUUUUAUCAUGGUUGGAUGAAUAAAUGUAAUCAUUCAAAACAGCUUCUGUAAAACAGCUGGGAGCUAAUCUUGACUAUGUGAAUGUUUAAAUUCCUACAGAUGACAAAUUAACGUUUAUUUUUCAUUUAUUUGGAUAAACCAUGUACAUAAUGUUAAUACUGAGCUAUUUUUUGGAUGAGGUCUGAAACCACAUGCCAAAAACAUGAUUCAAUAUUAGAUUUAACUCAUGAACAUCACCAAGGCCAAAAUAUUAGAAAUGAUUGUUUUCAUACCACAUGUCCACCACUAGAUGGAGGAGGUGACUCACGUUAUUUGUGUUUUAUGAGAGCUUUUCUUGUUUACUUUGUAAUUGUCAAAGUGGGUUUAUUUGCUUUUUAUAUGAACAUCAUUACCUUUGUUAGUAUUUACUCUGACAUAACAUGAGAGCAAAAUUAAAGGACAUUCUGUACAUUUUGUUCAUACUGUUUACUUUUCAUUAAGCAGCUUUCAAACAACUGUAGUUUUACAACCUGGUUCUGUUUGUAAUUUAUUGUUAUGUAUUUGUGUUAAACCCUGGUGUGAUUUUAACUUAUUGGAGGCUGCAGGGCCACCGGUCCUGAGGUGAAGCAUGAAGUCCUUUAAGUGUUGCCAAAGUGGUGAUGUUGAGGUGUUUUACUCACACGUGUGUUCACACAGCAGAUGGGAUUUUGUGCUGUGCAGCAGCUGUGAUCCGACUGCGUGACUAUAAUAAAAACAACUCUCAAACCUC